Messenger RNA from Dreissena polymorpha, 1092 nucleotides. RefSeq lists its product as uncharacterized. The transcript has 11 exons. NCBI's taxonomy places the organism in Eukaryota, Metazoa, Mollusca, Bivalvia, Myida, Dreissenidae. Gene Ontology annotation, molecular function: metallopeptidase activity. Bases 1 to 1092 code for a protein of 363 amino acids. The record is from RefSeq and is a predicted model, not a curated record.
AUGUAUGCACUCAUGUUGUUCUUGCUGCACACCUUGGUCUUCGACUUUUAUGUGAAGAAAUCCUUCCCGUAUGAUCUUGCUAUUUCAUUAAGUAUGUUGGCCUACGGCAUUCUCGGUCAGGAGGUUCCCGUUAGUGUCCGCUAUAAAACUGGGCUUGGGCUGACGGGUCUUCGUGGGGGUCUUGAUGGUGAUCUUGAUGAUGCGAGAACGUUCCAUGGACACAUCGUUAAUUCGGGAAGAAGUCAACAGAAAUCUGGCGAUACAGUUGUCUUCAAAGAGAAUAUUGCGUUAGACGUUAUCCGAGAUGGAAUGUCAAACAUGAGGAAAACGCUUAAGCGUCAAUACAUCCCAGAACAGAACGUCAGCGGUAACAUUUUGGCAACAGCCCUGUAUAUGUCUUCAACAGAAGACAUGAUAUACAGAGAAGAAGUCCUGUCGGACGGAAAAGUGAUUUCUUACGCUCUUUUGCACAACAAUGAUAGCUUGGAUUACAUCAACGCAGACGGUAAAAUUCUGGAACUUUCGGUGGAUCCCGAUGCGUUCACUGAUUACAUAACUCCUCCACCAGUUGCAAACAACACGGACGACCGAGUCAUCGACACUUUGCCUUUGAGAAAACCACGAAUCAGACGAGCUUUAUCUGACCAGCUGACGGGGGCCGCUGUCAUCAAACUUAUUUUGUUUAUAGAUAAAGCGGCUAUUGAUAAGUUUAUGCCACUCAAUAGCGAUGAAAACGCUGCACGGGAAGACUUAAAGAGAUUCUUCACGCUGGUUGUCAAUGAGAUGACUGUUAUGUACCAAACAUUGAAGACAUACGUGGGCGUGGGAUACACGCGAGGAACUGUAACGGAACCUUUGCAGAAUUUCGCUGUUCAGCUUGUAGAUGUGCAGUUUCCGGCGAUGGGUAGCAAUUUCCAAUUUUCGGCCAAUAACGAUAUACAAGUGCAGGCUGGACUGGACGCCUUUAGGACAUUUAUAGCUUCCUAUAACUCUAUGGGAAUAGCAUAUGAUCACGCUGCUUGGAUUUCAGGGAACGAUCUGGUUUCAGGAUCGAACCGUGGUGUUGCGGGUAAGUACACUAUUGCCUGUUAG